UCAAUCAGGGCUUCCCCAAAAAGAAUUCACAAAUAAAACAAAAUUCUGAUGGACCUUAAUUUGAAUAAUUCUAAGUUGCAAUACGAAGAGGAAGAAGUAUUGUUGUCCACGCUGAAUGGAGUAGUGAUUACGGGAGAUCUCUUGCCCAUAUUGGAUGAUCAGACUCGUUGGAGUUCAACUUAUUACUUUCUUAAGCGCUCAUUACGGCUGAAAAAUGCAAUAAAUGAAAUCGCAAAAGAUUGGGAUCUUAGGAAGAAUGAAUUGCAACCGGGAGAAUGGGAGAUAGUGAAAGAAAUCUUCGAGUUUUUUAAAAGUUUCGCCAUCAUCACGACUUACAUCGAGGCAACCAAGUACCCAACGCUUUUCCUGGUGGUUCAUAUGUACAAAAGCUUCUGGAUCUCCUCGAAAAAGUGUCAACGGACCGAAGAAAACAUUUCAUUGAUCCAAGAAGGGGCACAAGCUGGAUUGAAGAAAUUGUCGUCGUAUUACGAGAAAUCCUCUCCUUUGGUAAAGACAGCGACAUUUAUGGAUGCACGUUGCAGAAUGAACUAUUUUUUGGUCAACGACUGGAAUGUUGGCGCAGAGCUAACAAAUUCAUAAUCAUCUCUUGAUGAAGACCUCAUUUCAGCAAGAGUGAA
Daphnia magna is the source of this 638-nucleotide messenger RNA. RefSeq lists its product as uncharacterized. NCBI's taxonomy places the organism in Eukaryota, Metazoa, Arthropoda, Branchiopoda, Diplostraca, Daphniidae. The coding region runs from base 49 to 600 and encodes 183 amino acids. The transcript has a single exon. The record is from RefSeq and is a predicted model, not a curated record.